Messenger RNA from Aspergillus fijiensis CBS 313.89, 2122 nucleotides. RefSeq lists its product as uncharacterized. The record is from RefSeq and is a predicted model, not a curated record. Gene Ontology annotation, molecular function: sequence-specific DNA binding; DNA-binding transcription factor activity, RNA polymerase II-specific; zinc ion binding. The transcript is spliced from 6 exons. Gene Ontology annotation, cellular component: nucleus. The coding region runs from base 55 to 2118 and encodes 687 amino acids. Lineage: Eukaryota; Fungi; Ascomycota; Eurotiomycetes; Eurotiales; Aspergillaceae. Gene Ontology annotation, biological process: positive regulation of transcription by RNA polymerase II; DNA-templated transcription.
AUUGUUCCAUACCAAAAACUUCACGCAAAUCUAACCGGCCCCGCCCGCCAAGUAAUGAUUGAUCUCUCGAUGGAGCCUACUCUCGACCCGCGUAACAUACCCAAGAGGCGUCGAGUCACAAAGGCUUGCGAUCAAUGCCGACGAUGGAAGAUUAAGUGUGACGGUCUAUCACCUUGUACUCACUGCCGGGUCUACGAGCAAAACUGUACAUAUGAAGCUCCAUCUCGUCGUUCCAAAUCCGUCGCCCAACACGUCCGUCAGUUAGAAGCACGCUUGGGAAAGGCUGAGAGAUUGCUCAGGGCCGUGGACGCAAACCUGAGCUUUGAGAACCAUGAGACAGGCCCCACCACCCAGUCACAGAGGUUCUCUCCCACAGUCAGAGCAACCAAUGUAGUCACUGCCAGCCCAAACCCCAACAUAUCACCAUUAACCAGCUGUAGCAACUCGAUGGAUCGAAAGAAAUCACCCACUGUAUCAUCGCAACAACCGGUCUUUCCAGAGGGCGGAUCGGGUAUAAGCAAGAGCCUUCCGAGCAAGGAAGUUGCUUACCAAUUGCUACGAUAUGCUUUAGAAGAUGCAUGCGCCUUGCAAAAGUUUGUGCACGAACCAUCGUUCUAUGCGAUGGUUGAACUGAUGUACAGCUUACCGUUUGAUUCCCUUCAGCAGAAAUACCCCCACUCGCUUGCUCUGCUCUUUGCUACACUAGCGCUGGGAAGCCAUUUCUCGAGCGAAUUACCAUGCAGACUUUCCCAGGACCCUUUCACAAAUAACAUCAAUGAAGGGUCAUACUAUCUAGGGUUGGCAUUAAGGCUAUUCAACGCUGUCGAGGAUCACACCCUUAUUUCACUACAGACUUUGUGCUUCAUUGCCAUAUACUUUCAGUCAUCUGGUCAAUUGGAGCAGUGCUAUUCCUACACAGGCCUCGCGCUUCGGUCGGCAGUGGCUCUAGGUUUCCAUCGACCUGAGAUUGAUCCUCAUGACCUUGUCGCACGUGAAACCCAAAAGCGUGUUUUUUGGACCAUCUGGCGACUAGAUAUAUACAGCAGCUCGUUUCUUGACAUCCCACCAUUGCUGAGUAUUAACGAUGUUUGCCAGUCCUAUGCUCAACCAAUAAUGGAGGAUUAUGCCGCAGGAGAAAGUGAUACAAAUCCUGGGAAAGAUCCAACCACCGUGAUUACUGGAAUUAACAUGCAUAUCGCCCUCACCGCGAUGUUGCCAGCGAUAAUGAGACAUCGCAAGGUUUUACAAAGCUUGACGGCGGGAUCUAUAACCAAUGUAGAAGGCCUGAUACGGAAAUCUGGCAUGCGGUCGAUUGAAAACAAGUUGAAAGAGUGGUUUCAGAAUCUUCCAAACGAGCUCCGACCUGGAUUUCAGGGAUCUGUUCAGAUUGAACGUAUUCGACAACUUUUGCGCAUCGCUUAUGCGUACGUGCAGAUGGCCCUCUAUGAGCCGCUGCUAGAGUUGACUCCUCGAAACGCUGAGAGCUACAUCGACCCUUCGACUCUUUCCUACCUAAAGUUAUACUUCACCGUGACACGCAACCUUGUGAGCGCAGGCUAUUCACUCCACAGAACGAAUGUGGUGAAUUACUCCGCUCGCUCUACAAUGUUAUCCACAACCUACGCGGCCAUCAUGUCACUUACUGUCUUCAUGCUUAAGAUACCCGCUUCCUCUGCAACAAAGGGUGCUGUCCUUCGAGAAGCUUUUGAAGGUAAGACAAUAAUUGAAGAACUAGCUCCGAAGAGCUCAUUAGCUACCGAAUAUCUGCAGAAAUUGAACGUGACAAUGAGCCAAUUCCAGAACAUGCCACGGCCUCCCUCUAAUGUACUUUCUCUGCGUCCAAGUUAUACUAGUAAUAUGGCGGUCAUCAGAGAAUCAGGAUCAAGUGACAACCUACAAUCGAGAGCAUCAUGCACUGAGCCUGUUCCUGAUUUCUCACUCUCGGGGGAAAGCUAUUCUAUAGGUGAGCCCAACCUGUGCUAUGAUCGGAUUGGGGAUCCUCACAUCUCUGAAGAAUCGCUUCCUACAUUCAUGGUGCAAUUCUGGCCGAACUUGGAGAACUUUGAUCCAAUGUCAUUAAUGCACUGUCCCAUGAUGGAGGUUGACACAGAGACAUAGCGAG